This is a messenger RNA of Plenodomus lingam JN3, 204 nucleotides long. The record is from RefSeq and is a predicted model, not a curated record. Lineage: Eukaryota; Fungi; Ascomycota; Dothideomycetes; Pleosporales; Leptosphaeriaceae.
AUGUACCCAGUACUGUUGGAUGCACACUCUAACAUGAGGUAUAGGGAUUACCUACCACAGCAGAUAGUCGCACUGCGUCCGAUGCAGGCACCACUGAGAUCCGCAUCCUUUAUCUCGCCUUACGCCACCGAUCUACCCCGAACGGCUUUUGCUGCUCCGUAUCAGAAUCGCGUAUCGGUCGCUAUCAACGGCGUCUGCAGCUGA